Messenger RNA from Anopheles aquasalis, 1326 nucleotides. RefSeq names its product proline-rich protein PRCC. Gene Ontology annotation, cellular component: nucleus. The record is from RefSeq and is a predicted model, not a curated record. NCBI's taxonomy places the organism in Eukaryota, Metazoa, Arthropoda, Insecta, Diptera, Culicidae.
GCAAAAUCGCGGUGCUCGUUUAACGCGAAAAAUGUCUCUGGUUUCGUACGAUUACAGCAGCGGUGAGGAGUCUGAGGAGGAGAAGGAAACGGAAGCAGAAUCAUCGCCGAUUCCUAGCAGCAGCAUCAAAACUACAUCCCCGCCACCGGAAGCAUCAGCAGAUUCGGAUCUCCCAGCAGCCGCCGUGAACCCACUUCUACCACUUCCGGCGCCAAAACAAGCCACCAACGAGCUAGACGAGGUGGAGGAAGAUGACGAGUUCCUGCACAAAAAAGCCAUUCCAGCGGAUGUACCGCUGCCCACACCUCCGCCACCUCCACCGAAAGAACUGGCCGCAGUAAAAGCCAAGCUGCGCAACGGUAAGGUACAGAUUACCAUCCCAUCCAUGAAGGACUUUGAAAACGACGACGGGGGCAGUGCGGCGAAGAAGAGCAAGGUUACGAUAGGUGCUGCCUUACCCAAAGCAGCGACCAGUUUGCUGAGUUUGUUGCCCAAACCGAGGACGGUGCUGUUCGCCCCGUCCUCAUCGAAACCGGCAACCGCAGCACCCUCAUCGACGGCCGAUGCUGCAGGUCCAUCGUUCUUGAAGCGGCUCGUACCGGACUCCGUCGCUAAUCGACCCCGCAGCAUUCCGGCUAGCGUGGCGAAACAGAGCACCAACGGACCAGCCGGAGACAAACCACCGGCGUCCGGGUCUCAAAAACCAGUGAAAGCUGAAUCUAGCGAGGACGAGGACGAUGGUGAUAACGAUUUCUUUUCGUUCAACAAAGUCGACGCCCUACCGUCGGUCAGUGCGAACGAGAUCACGGCAAUGGUGGCCAAAAAGGCGGCCAAGAUUGCGGAAACAGUACGCAAGUAUACGGAACCGGAACCAAGCCACGAGGAGGAUACUACAGCACGACAAUCCACAAUGGACCAGCAGCUACCAGCGGCAGCAACGGAUGCACAGGAUCUGGCCAAUGAAAAUGCACUCGCUGCACUGAUUGGUGGAAAUCGAGCGAAACGUGGACGGGUGGAGGAGGUCGAUUUGAUUGAGAUCACCUCCGCCGACAUUGUCCCAUCGAAGGAGGACUUCCUGCGACGUCAGCUACAGGAUGAGACGGGUUACGUGCCGACGGGCCAUCUCGUGGGCGAUUGGAAGUGUACCAGCAAGAAGAAAUCGCACAUCACACAGCUGGCCAGCAAGGCACAGGCGAACGCUCAGGAGCUGGAAGCGAUGUGGGCCGCCAACCGGCAAUCCCGACGCCAAACGCAGAGUAAAUACGGGUUUUAACGGGACGGCCCAGCGAGAUCUGUCGGUUUUCUAAUAAUAAAGCAGCCAAUUUC